CAAAUGAGGCUGUGCUCCCUCCCCCAUUUUUUACGGAGAAACUGUCAAAACAUUCCAAUGGUGUGAGCUCGACUGCAGCGCACAGACUGCGGGCAAAGCGCAGGACACCAGGUACUGCAACCAUGGCUCCCCAACAUGCCUUGCUUCUGCUGGUUAUCGUGGCCAAUGGCAUUGAUGGGCAACAACAUCAGUUAAUGGAGUACAUGGAGAGGAGGCUCGCUGUCUUAGAGGUGAGAGCAUGGGAGCAGAAUGGUUUCCUCCUCUGGGCCUGGUGUGCGCACAGGGCAGUGUGUUCCAGAUUGGAUUUAAGGGUGCUGGCUCUGCAGUUACUUGAAUAUCUAACUUUGACAGAAGAACAGCAAUCACCUAACUUGGGGCAGGGGCAGGGAGGCUCCUUUAGAGCUGCAGAGGUUUGAAAAUUAUUAUUAUUGAGGAACUAUAACGGUCUGUUGUCCGUUAUGUGUUGACCAUUAAGGAAGGUUAUUGCCUGUAGGUGCAGGUGGUCUGAUCUUUGAGAGUCUGGUGUAGUAGAUCUGGAACUCUUGGGCUGCCCUGUGUGGAAAUGCAAGACAUUCUGAAAACGUUUUGCCAGCCUUUAAAGCCUUGCUCCAUAAUGUCGCAGCUCCUUAGAACAUAAUUGGAUCGUUUGUUUCAAAACUCAGUGGUUCUACAGCACUCUGUAUGCUUAUCAGCUAACUUCAUCUGAUAAUCCUGCAGCAGCUAUCCAGAGCAUCGGUAGCUGGAUGCAGAGCGCUCACUGACUGGGAGGAUACGGUAAUAAAAGUGUCAAGACAAAGGCUUUUUAAAUCUAAAAUAAAGGCAUGGCGUUUUCUUAUCGCUAGGAACAAGCAUGUGUUUGCAGAAAGUCUUGAUAGUGUAACUGCAGAGUGCAUAGGGAUGGCUAAGAAUCCAAAAGGCAGAUGAGAACAUCUCAAAAUGAACAGGCAUUUUAGCACGCCAGGACUUUAAAGCCAAGCUUACAAUUUUGAGAACCUGAUUCUUGAUUUUAGAUGUUCAUGCAAUCUGUCAAGACAAAUGUAACCUGGACUCCACAUGGCAACCAGGGUCCCAGGUUGGGUAGGUUAAUUUUGUGUUUUUUAAUACUGUCAACCACCCUGUUAUCCUCGAAUGAAGGACAGGAUAUAAAUUUUAAUAAUAAUAAUAAUUAAUAAUAAUAAUAAUAGUUUAGCAUGUCAAGGGGGCCUUCCUCAGGUGCCUUAUCUUCUUUCCUCCUUCUUUUAGGAGCGGAUCACGCAGUGGCAUGAUCAGAGCAGCCGUUACUCCACUGAGCUGAGGGAUUUCAAGAACAAGGUUUUGUCCAUGCUGGAGUCAGUGGAGAAAGACCGGGAGACACUUCGCUCAGAGGUGGAAAACACUGCAGUGCGAGUGGACCGGCUGGAGCGAGAGGUGGACUACCUUGAAACUCAAAAUCCUGCCCCACCCUGUGUGGAGGUGGAUGACAAACUAAUGGAGAAUCAAGUUGCCAAUGCCAAGAAGCGCAAGAAUGAGAAGUAUGACAAAAUGACAGGUGAGUGGACAACCUCACAGCAUGCACUCAUACUAAUGGCCGUGCCAGAUGAUCCUGCAAGGCAGGCUUCAAUGGUUGUUGUUGUUGUUGCUGUUGUUUGUUUUGCGUGAUUCUUCUACAAGUCCCUCAGCAUUGACCAUCAGUGCUAUAUUUUGUCCCCAUGGCACAAACAUCCGUGAUUAGUUGCAGAGGAGAGAGCUGUGUUUUGGGGAGAGGAAUACAGCCAAUAUUGCUAUGUGACUUUUAAAAAGGGACUAGAUCACAUGCAGUCUAGAGCUGGACACCUAUUUCAACACACACACAUCCUCCGCCCUCUGGAUAGUAGCUUAUUAAAAAUGGCAGCAUGAAAUUUGCGAAGGCUGUUCACAGUUCUGUGAGAAGGAAGAAGGGGUCUCUCAGUUCGCAAAAUGACUCUUCUGUUUAGCAAACCUUUCUUUAUUGCAUUUCUUUCCUUCCCUUUUUUGGGCAAAGGAGUCCCAAGGGCAGCAAAAUGGGGAGGCAUUGCUGCAGCAGGAGGGAGGGAGAGAAGUGGAUAUGCAUUGUGAGGAACUGCAAAGCCUUUAAAUAUUUUUUUAAAAAAACAACAACAAAUGAACAUUUAAUGCUCGCCAAAUGAUGUAGGGAGUAGGCUAGAGCACAGUAAUUCAUUAUUAAACAGUGUCACAAGCACUGUCCAGGAAUAUCAAUAGCAAUGGCUGAGCAGUUGGGUUGGUUGGAUGGAAAAUAUUAUAGAUUGAAUGUUGGGACAAUGUGUUAUCCCUGACAUAGAAAGGAAGAUCUUUUGCAAUAUAUGUGCAGCAGCUACUUCCCAUAAAAUAAGGGACUAGCUUACUUUAACAAGUAAGGUUGUGACAUAGCAGGUUAGAAUCCUGCACCCAGUUAGGCUGCUGAAGUCCCAUUGGCUUCAAUCAGAUUUAAGCAGACUGUGAGCAAGAUUGCAGCUGCGGUAUCUAAAACACAUCCUAGCCAUUGCAAGUGAGCAAUUCUCCCAGGCAUAAUGUUUUGUGAGUCAUGUGAUUCCUCCAAUGCUUCUCACAAAUCUGAAUUCCCUGUGAAAGGCUUUUCCAUUUGGGCUAGUGAUCGGGAAAGCUGGGAGAGUAUAUUUCUUCCGCUGCUGGAACAGACUCCAUUGUUGUGUGCCCUUGAGACAAAUCACACCAUAUUCCAGAAAGUCAGUUUGCCACAUUGCUAGCUCUUCAUGUGUCUCCUCACAUCUGACUGUUUUCAUGCUGCAGUGCUUUGUUGUUUUUGGUCCUUUUGUUCCAUUAAAGUCUGCUAAGAUGCACUCACCACUGUACAGAUAAAUUUGACAUGAAUUAAUUGUAAGUUUCUCAUCCAUGUCAGUUGCAUAUCUGUUCUAUCCCCUUUCUGCAUUAAUCUAGGAUUCCUCACAUCAUCUGCAUGAAAACACUAGGGUCAUAAUUCUCAUUUCUGGGGUCAUAAUUCUCACAAAAUAUAAAUUUCUAAACAAAUGUUCUUGGUUCAAUUAUGCAUUGCUAGCAGUAUUUAUCUGCAUCUGCAAAGCAAGCAAACAGAGCAAGAUAGAGUGAGCCAUCCUUGUUCCUCCAACAUCUGGCAAUGAGCAGUAUGCAACCUCUGAAUAUGGAUGCUGCUGCCAUAGAAGAUUGCCAUUGAUAGACCUAUAAUUCAUCCAUGCAGUGAUGAUCCCUUAUCAGGAAAGGAGCAGCUGUGAAACUCUGCACAGCUAUGUAAUAUACUCCCAACUUCCAAGCACCUUCUCCCUGCAGUUUAGCCCUUGAGGAGAACUGGUCAAGCAGGCUACUCAGUCCCAACCUUCAGUGUUUUAAGUGACGGCCAAUGGAAACUGUAUGCUCUGCUGCAGAAUCGGCUAUUGAAAUAAGUGACUUGCAAGACAGAUAGUAAUGAAAGCUUUGCUGCUAGAGCUAAGCUGCACAAUGUAGUAGAGAAGCCAAAGCCAGGAGAGAAUCAAUUCAGUUUGCCAGAAAUAAAUCAGGAACAGCUUGCUAUAUUAGUACUAAAAGGCCAAGUCUUGUUUAGGCUGCUUUUUAAGCAAGCAAGUCUAGCCUCAAUUCAACAGUGAUUUGAGACUUUGAGGGCAGUUCUCUUGGUCUGCCAAAGGGUGCAUGUUUUUUGAGGGGGGAGGAAUAGGAGGCAAGAUCUAUUGAGUUCCCUUUCAUGAGGGAGGACGAUGCAGAGAAAAGUGCAGAAUUAGCAGGACUGGGAGAAUAUCUUCCACGUGUGAUUAACUCUUUCUGUGAAUAUAAUGCGAAUACAAAUGUCUCUACCACUUCAGGAGUUGCAAUUUUCAUAAUGCAAGAGACACUUUGAAGACAGGUCUUUGGUCUUAUCUAGUACUAUUUGUCAACCCGAUGUCUGCAGGAAGAUCACAAAGAGGAUGGGUGGUGGUAUAUAUUUUAUGUGUGUAUGUUUGUAUUUUAUGCACGCACUGCUUUUUCAGGCACCAACCUUCUUCACAAUACAACCGAAUGAAUGGAAAUGCAAUUUUAAACCAGUCCCAAGAGUCUCAGAUUUAGCAAGGGGUGGGAACAGUAGGAAUUAAGGCAUCAGGUUCUGAAUAAGACAGAUAUUCUGGAAUUUGUGAUUUGCUCAGAUGUCUGUACACUGUUUUUAACGAUUCCUUUGCAGUUUUGUGCUAUAGAUUUGAGAAUGAGAGCAAAGCACACUGUAACUAUCCUAUGACUAUUCUUUAUAGAUUGCAGUGACACAGUGUCUCAGGUGAAAGCCAUGAAAAUCCUAAAGCGGUUUGGCAGCACUGCUGGACUCUGGACCAAAGACCCAGUGGGGAAUUCGGAGAAGAUCUAUGUGUUUGAUGGCACUAGCAACGACACCGUGUAUGUCUUCCCCAGAACGAGAGAGUUCACGCUCUUCUCUGCUACACGAAAGGCUGCACGCAUCAAGCUACCCUAUCCAUGGGUCGGCACUGGACACUUGGUAUACGGGGGCCAUCUUUAUUAUAUCCGAAGACACGGCACUUUCCAGGUCAUCAAGUUUAGCUUGGCCAACAAGACUAUUGUGGAUAGUUCAGUUUUCCCUGCCGAGGAGCAGAUCCCUGUUUUUGGUCUUUCAUCCUAUAACUACAUUGAUCUGGUGGCCGACGAGGAAGGGAUCUGGGCUAUUUAUGCCACACAAGAGAAUGAAAGAAACAUUGAAUUGGCCAAGCUAGACCCCGCCACCCUGGACAUUGAGCAAAUGUGGGACACACCAUGUCCCCGGGAGAAUGCAGAGAGCGCUUUUGUCAUCUGUGGUGCGCUCUAUGUGGUGUACAACACGCGACUGCCCAGCCGAUCUCGUAUCCAGUGUGUCUUUGAUGUCAGUGGCUCAAUGGCAAAUGAAGAUGCUCCCCUAGUCUACUUCCCCAAGCGAUACGGCUCUCACUCCAGCAUGAAGUAUAACCCCAAAGAGAGGCAGAUCUAUGCUUGGGAUGAUGGCUAUCAGCUUAUUUACCGCAUGGAGAUGAAGAAGAAGACCGAAGUCUGAGAAAGGCCUAGAGCUCUGGUGGACAGCGCGUCAGAAACAUGCUCCGUUGCCUCCCUGCAGAUACGACUCAGCUGCCUACUCAUGCACAUAGCAUGUUCAGCUCCUUAGAAAACCAGCAAGCAUGAAGUAGACUGGACUUCCUGAUACAUGAAACAUUUUUAAUGCAGAAAUUGCCUGCAUUUGAGGAGGGGAGGACUCGCCAUUUCUUUCUUUCCCCCCAGCUCACUUAAAAUUGGAUUAUUAUUAUUUUUAGGUUGGGGGGGACCUUAUGCUUGAAAACAUAAAAAGUACUGGGGAAUAGAGUUAAUCAGCUCUAUUUUUGAAGCAGGGGCACCCCCCCUCUACAUUUCCAUACUGCCUUAGAGAUUAGAAAUCAAAUUGGCAUCACCCCGGCAGCCCUGCUAUUUCAUAGAUGCCUCCCUUUUCAGAAUGACAGCCCAGAAGGAUCUUAAACUGCCUGCCCAAAUGAGGCAGUGAGCAGGCACUCAUGAUAAUUCUAAGGCCAAGCACUGCAGUAAUAAUAAUAAUAAUCCCAUAGGGUUUGGUUAAUUUAACAAGAAUGUAAAACCUAUUUUUCUUCUUGCUUUCCUUUGCCCUCCAGAAGCUUUAAUUGGACAGUCCAGGUGGCAGUUUCCUGCUUGCUUGUUGUACCUUAUUAUUUCUGUUGUUCUAUUUAAAUCUCCUUUCUAUAAACCAGAAUAUGUCUGUGUAAUGGUUCUAGGGGUUGCUCGUGCGUAAGCAGGUGUCUAUCUCCCCGGUUGGGUGCAAACACCUGGGUGGGUUGCCAAAGUGAACCUUUUCUGUCCGGACAGCCACUCACCCGUGGCUGACUCAAUUGCUGGCAGAAUCCGUCAGUGGGCGUUUCUUAAACUUCUUCCAGCAAAGAAGCUCUUUGACGCCUCGGCUCCUCCUACUCUCUCUGCGUGAAAGCCUUCUGCGCAAGGAGGGCGUGGGCAACGGAGGACCCCUACUCUCCCCGCUGGUCCCAGGGAAGGAGUCAUGAGACCGCCUUGCCGCUUCCCCCAUCUGCCCCCCUUCUCCACUGGUGCUACGCUGAUUCUCUUCCCCAGAAGAUGGGCUGCUUCUCCCGAUCCCUGGACGCUCUCUGGAAUCCCUCUGGCUUUUGCUCUCUCCCUCCGGCGCUGAUGGCAGUUCCCUGACAGUCUGUAUCGGUUUUAGUUUUGUUUUGUUCAUAUGCCGCUGAAAAUACUAGAGGGAGCUGCUCUGGCCCAGCCUUCAUAUUGAGAUCUCUCUCUGAUUCGUGGCCCCCUUCUGAGGUGGUGGUUCUUGUUGUUUGCCUGAAAGUUAGUGCCUUGUUAAAGAUUAGUCUAAACAGAAAGCAGCUCAUGAAAGUUAUUGAGACUGACUUGCCUGAAAUCUCUCACAACGAAAACAAAGUCAGCUUUCUUCCAAUUCCCAGCUUUCCUAUCUAGCUGUUCUGUUCCCUCCAAAAGUCAAUGAGAAUUGAUUGCAUUCGGAGCCUUUGGUCAUGUUUCAGGUUGUCCUCCUUUUCCAUUUGUAUUACAGUUUCUUACUAAUUGCUGGAUUUGUCUAAUUCUGGCUCUGUUCUCAUGCCAUUGCCUCUGGGUUCUUUCUUUGUUAACUGAGCUGUGUACACACUCCCAUUUACUUUUGCAUCUACUGAGCUCCCACCAUUUGUAUGGGAAGCACUACAUCUCCAACAUUUGCCAUAAUCCACAUCUAUCCUAUCAUUUCUUCUGAAAUACUGCAUUCUGAUGCAUUUCCCCACAAACCAGCUCUGAUAAGUAUUGAGAAAAUGUGUUUUAAGCCACAUGUCCCUAAUGCUAGUUAUGUGGUUUCCAUAGGUCCUUUAACAAGGAAACCUCUUAAAACUCUCUUGUAGGGUGUGAUUAGGUGUGUGACGCGGCAGCUAAAAAAGCCAAUGCAAUUCUGGGCUGCAUCAAUAGGAGUAUAGCAUCUAGAUCAAGGGAAGUAAUAGUGCCACUGUAUUCUGCUCUGGUCAGACCUCACCUGGAGUACUGUGUCCAGUUCUGGGCACCACAGUUCAAGAAGGACACUGACAAACUGGAACGUGUCCAGCGGAGGGCAACCAAAAUGGUCAAAGGCCUGGAAACGAUGCCUUAUGAGGAACGGCUAAGGGAGCUGGGCAUGUUUAGCCUGGAGAAGAGGAGGUUAAGGGGUGAUAUGAUAGCCAUGUUCAAAUAUAUAAAACGCUGUCACAUAGAGGAGGGAGAAAGGUUGUUUUCUGCUGCUCCAGAGAAGCGGACACAGAGCAAUGGAUCCAAACUACAAGAAAGAAGAUUCCACCUAAACAUUAGGAAGAACUUCCUGACAGUAAGAGCUGUUCGACAGUGGAAUUUGCUGCCAAGGAGUGUGGUGGAGUCUCCUUCUUUGGAGGUCUUUAAGCAGAGGCUUGACAACCAUAUGUCAGGAGUGCUCUGAUGGUGUUUCCUGCUUGGCAGGGGGUUGGACUCGAUGGCCCUUGUGGUCUCUUCCAACUCUAUGAUUCUAUGAUUCUAUUGCAGAUAUUAAUAUUGCACUGCCUGAAGCAGUUGGAUGCAUAAAUGCUGACUCCUUUGGGAAUAAAAAUGGUCCAGGCCCAUAAACAUGAUUCAAAGCUUUACUAAUAAGAACUUCAUAACAGGUACAAGAACAAAUCAAUGAUACAUCCAAAUAGUUCCAUAAGACAUAGCAUAGGCUCCACAUCUUCUCUGAAAUAUUAUAUAACUUGAAACAGACCUAGCUUCCAUGUUUUCUCUCUCUCUUCACGUACAGCCUACAUUCUAGCCUGAGGCUGUUUCUCCUGGAGAGGCAUUAUUAGCACAUCUUUCUCUCACUGUGCCUGGGAACAAAAGACAAAGGCAACUCCCUUCAAAAUUUGCAAUUGAAUACCUUAAUCAUGUGACCUAAGGUUGAACACUCAUGUGAAAGAGGAGAGAACAUUGACCCAGCUAGAAACUCAGAAAGCUCUUUUGUAGCUUUAGUAUACCACAAUGGAAUUUUCCAAUGUUAAACCCUUCAGCAUUACACAUGCAGGCAUUAUCCAUGUCAGUGUGCAAUUCAAGAAUUAUACCUAACAAUGAUUGUGUCCUGUGCUAUGGCCUAGGCCAGGCAUGUCUAAAGUCCGGCCCGGGGGUCUAAUCUGGCCUGCCGGUCGGUUUAAUCCGGCCCCUGUGGUCAACAUCGUUGGUUGGCCGUCAUGCAUGUUCACUUCAUCAAAUCUGGCCCUCUUUGAAAAAGGUUUGGACCCCCCUGACCUAGACAUAGUGGGGGAUGUGGUGGUGGUGGGGAUGUAAGAGGGCGUUCCAGAAUUCUCACCAGGCAUGCUUCCACUUCACCUGGGGCGAAUCCAGGUGGAAAGCAAGGUGUCUGGCCUCUAACCUGAAUGGACCUCAUGUGACCUCUGGAUACUAUUGGCUGUUGGUGGAUGCUUAAAUCUGUUGAGGCCUUAUUGAGUGCUCCAGCUUGCCCAUCCUGUGGACACUGACUAUGGCUGUGUGCGCACCAUACAUUUAAACCAAAUGACGCCUCCCCAAAGAAUUCUGGAAAUUGUAGUUAAACUUUUUCUUUCUUCCAUGAUCUUCAAUGUAGCCAUAUCAGACUGCAAAUUAGUAAAAGAAAACUACACAAAAUCCUAAACUCGGAUUGCCCUUGCCACAUCUGGUUUGGUUCUUAAGUACAGUGUUCAUACAAUUGACCAUUGGAAGGAGGAAUUUUAUGACACAUCUGCAUUUGAAGAAAAUGUGUUAACAUUUUCCUCACCAUGUGGCCAUUUGCUACAGACGGUCAACAAUACCUAUAGUCAAAAGCACACCAUGGUAUGUUGCAUGGUAGGCAAAUGAUUGCUUGUAGCCACCAAGAAUUACUUUUCUGCCUCGGCUUAUUGACACAUUGUUUGCAUCAGGUCUUUCAGAAUAUACAGAAGUUUUCUUUCAACCUUAUUCUUAGACUGUAUUUCCCUUCCCUGCUGGGAGGAAGGGAAAUAGCUGUAGGGCUCAGCCCCCUCUCUUCAGCAAGAUUUGUUUUUUAUUUUUUUUACAAACACUCGCUCACAUCUGCCAAGUCCUGGCUUGAAUCAUUCCAUUGUCUUAAAAAUGCAACCACAAAUGGGAGAGAAUCUCCUGCCAGCUUGACUACUUCGGCUUGCCUAAUAGAUGGCUCAUCCUCCCAGGAAGGCAAAACAGCCAAACUCUUAGGUUCCAAACUGUGGGUUGAGUAGGCCUUGCACCCAUCAGGCUAAGAAGAGUUAGAAAAGCAGAGGUCAGUUUUGGAAAAUCACUGCAAACCAAACCAUAAAAGGAUUAAAUCAUGUGUAGGAAUUCCUGAACUGAAUAGGAUUUAUACCAUAUUUUUUUUCUUAAAAAUAUUUCUAACCUGCUCGUCAUCUGUACAUAUACCAGGAUGAGGUACAGCAUAAAAGCAAAACCGCAGACCCCAGAAUGGAAAAAUUGUGUAUGAUAUGGACUGUGAGGGUCCUACCUUGCUGAAACUAAGCAGGCUGGAGUCUGGUCAGUACCUGGAUGGGAGGGACAUACAGUAGGAACAGAGUCAGACCAUUGGUUUGUCUAAUUCAGCAUUGUUUACACUGAUGUGUAGCGGCUCUCCAGAUUUCCAGAUGGGAUAUGUCUGAGCCCUACCUGGCAGUGGCGGAGUGUAUGCCCGUGCUGCCUGGGGCAGAUGUGUGGGGCACGACCCCAAGGGAAGCAGGGCCUGGAGGCUGCCCUCCCACACGCCACAGUUCAGGGUAGGAAAGGGGCAGUGGACCCGGCAACGGAGUUGCUCUGGCUGGGGCACAGCCGAGAAGAGCAGGUGGCAGCUUUGCCGCUCCCUCUCCCCCUGCUCUCCGCUGCUGGGCCAGGCCUCACCUGGCAGCGGAGGUGGAGCUGUUGAGACUGGGUGCACCUUGCCAUGGCUGAGGUGGGAUGCUUUCUGCUGCUGUGUCUUAUGUGACCUGGCCUCGGAGUUACUGCAACCGGCCACAAGGUGCCUUGCAGCCAAGGAGGGUGGGUGGCAGCAUUUCUGCCAACUCUCCUGCUCUCCGCCAUGGUGUCACACUUGACCCGGUGACAGAGCUGCUGCGGCUGGGCACGCCUUGCCACGGCCAAGAAGGGUUGCUCUCCGCCACUGGGUCAGAAGUGGAGCUGUGCCAUGCACAGCCACAGCCACAGCACAGCUCCUUCUGGCACAGAGCCAGGCUCCGAUGAAGGAGCCUGCUGUGGGGGUGCCUGUUUGUGCCCCCUCUCAAAAUUUCACCCGGGACCAAGGCACCCCCCCAUGCUCUGUCUCUGCUACUUAGAGACAUUGGGGAUUGAACCAGGGACAUUUUCCAUGCAAAGCAUAUGUUCUACCAAAGAGGCACAGCCCUAGACUGCCUAGGAACCACAUGCGCACUGCCUUGGGUUCCAUGGUGGAAGAAUGGAAGAAAAUAAACAAACCACAAAAAA
Molecule: messenger RNA, 10434 nt
Organism: Podarcis lilfordi (Lilford's wall lizard)
Lineage: Eukaryota; Metazoa; Chordata; Lepidosauria; Squamata; Lacertidae
Source: the annotation of a GenBank genome assembly